Fraxinus pennsylvanica is the source of this 480-nucleotide messenger RNA. The record is from the annotation of a GenBank genome assembly. Lineage: Eukaryota; Viridiplantae; Streptophyta; Magnoliopsida; Lamiales; Oleaceae.
AUGGCUUCCAUUCAAAAUCACUUCCUCACUCUUUUACAUUUUGUCAUACUCUCUCUUCCCCUUUCUCACUCGUCCUCCAUCCAUGACCUCCUCAUAUCCAGAGGAUUACCAGCAGGCCUUUUCCCAAAGGACAUAAAGUCCUACACCGUUUCAGAAUCUGGAUUUCUUGAAGUGUUUCUUGAAGGGCCAUGCUUGAUCAAAUUUGAUACCAUGGCUUUGUAUGAUAGGGUUGUGAGGGCAAAUCUUACAUAUGGCAGUCUUACUGGAGUUGAAGGGCUUUCACAAGAAGAGCUUUUUCUAUGGCUUCCGGUCAAAGAAAUCAUUGUAAAUGAUCCCACUUCAGGUCUCAUACUUUUUGACAUUGGUGUUGCUCACAAACAACUUUCACUUUCUCUCUUUGAAGAUCCACCGGAUUGUAACUCAAAAAGCGGAUUCAAGAAAAAUGGCAGAAAAGAAAAGGGAUUUGCAGAUCAAAGAUAA